UUCACAGUUUCGGUGUGUGUGUUCUUCCCGGCACCAAACUGGAGAGCGGACCGGCGAUGCUGCAUUUAUGCAAUGAUGUUCUGGUCAUCGCUAAAGAUCAUCCAGCGGUCAUCAUGGCGCACUGGAACCUGCUGGACCUGCGAAGAUACGGAGCGAUACACAACGGCUUCGUGUUUGAGGGAGGAACGCGCUGCGGCUACUGGGCCGGCGUCUUCUUCUUGUCUUGUGCCGAGGGCGAGCACAUCAGUUUUUUAUUCGACUGUAUUGUUCGUGGUAUUUCUCCGUCCAGAGGCCCGUUUGGACUGAAGCCACUGUUCCCAGAGCUCAGUGUCAGUGCAGCUUCAGUGCAGGACAGACUGAACCAUGAGGCUGAAGAGCUGGAACGAAGACUUAGUCUGCUGUCUCACGCCACAGCUUCCAGCUGCCGUUUUGGCUCUUCAAUAAUGGGCGAUGACCGCAGCAUAUCAGGAUCAUCUGACACCUCAGACACCAGCCAAUCAGAUUGCAGCAUCAGCAGUCCUCACGUGACCUGGCCAGAUCUGCAUCUACCUGCAGAAACACCUCAAUCUGAAGCCUCGCAGGUGGAGGAGAAACUCUCUUCCGAUCCCACUUGCUUAAGAAAACUGAAGGAAGUUGGUCGACAGAACUCGUCCGACAGUGGAAUUGCAACUGGGAGCCAUUCGUCGUCCUACACCGGAAGCUUCUCUUCCUACAGUGGUAGUUUGGACACUGCUGGUCCGGGACAGGAAUACGGCACACAGCAUGACCUGCAUCCACCCACUGUCCCAGAAAAACAACUGUGCACCUGCAACCACGAAUACCUGGUGCCGUCUUCCCUGCACUUUCUGUACGAUACUCCCCGCAGACUGCUGGAGAUCAGUGGAGAGACAUUUACCCGGAAACAAUCUGAGGGAUAUCCUGAAUCUGUCAGCCAGUCAGAUUCCGGCUCAGCUCUAAAGGCUGAAAAAGGGGAGGAGUCAAUGAACAGUGAGAGCUUAAUAAAAGGGGAGCAGUUAAAGACUGGCGAGGGGUCAGCAAAAAGGGAGGAGUCCAAGACCGGCAAGUGUUUGGUAAAAGGGGAGGAGUCAAAGGCUGGCGAGUUCUCCAUAAAAGGGGAGGAGUUAAAGAUCAUUGAGGGCUCAGAAAAAGGGGAGGAGUCAAAUAUUUGCGAGGGCUCAGUAAAAGAGGAGGAGUCACAUGGAUUCUCCUGCAAUAAAAGGUGCGGUGAAUGUAUGAUGUGUUCACUUCCUGCUGCCGGCUCUAAAACAGGCUUCACUUCCAGUCUCAUGUGCAGAAGACUCAAGGGAACAUUUCCGCCCCUUUCUGGAAGGACUUCAGGAACACCAACCAAUCACGAGCCACUAGAGAUCAAAGAGUCUUCUCUGACUAAUCAGCAUACCUCUUCUGGAAAUCCACCGACCAAUGAGAAAGCAGUUGAAGGCUACGUCUCCUGUCUGUCUGAUCUGCUGUCACACUACAGUCCAGUGGUGAAGUCUGAGUGUUGCAGUGUGUAUGAGGCCAUGAGCUCCAGACGGGCUGUCCACAGCAAACACACCGUCCUGUAUGAAAAUUGCACCCAGUGCAGGACAGGAGAGGGACACUGCAGGACCUCCAGAUCCAGAGAUGCUUCAUUCCAGGAUCAUCUAAAGAGAAACAGUAUUUCCAAUAGGCCAGAAUCCUUCUGUUCUUCAUCUGUGGAGCCUCUCAGCCGGCCGAUCUCUCUGCAGCGAAUACCUGAGGAAGAAAACAAAGAGAGAAUCUGGCCUGAGAAAGCAAGAGCAGAUCCUGACUAUGAAAUCAUGGACAGCCGAACAGAGAGAAGCGCAGAGUCAGACGAGUGGAGCAGGUAUGAUCUGCUGUCAACUGCUGCUGGAUCUCAGAGGAGUUUCCAUCCUGCGACUGAUGCAGAGGGUUCAGACAGACUGAGGGAUGCAGUGACGUAUGUGAAUAUUCCCAUUAGCCCCUCAUGCAGAAAACAGCUGAACUACAUGAUGGAUCUGGAGCUGCAGGAGUCGAGCACUGCUGCCACUUUCAGAGGGAGAAAUUGCAGUAAAUAUGCUCAGAUCGACAUCAGUGCGACGGAAGCGGCUCACAGAGCGGGUUCCCAGCAUGCACUGGGGCGAGAGGAAGGCCUGCAGAGACUGGAGCAGCACAGAAGAAGUAGAAGAAAGAAAGAGGAGUGAACACAGAGAGUGAAGAAGAAACACUGAAACACUGACCAAAGCACAUACACACCAACAUAAACAACCAAAUAUAAAUACACACAAAUACAUGAAUGCAAUCAUACACACACACACACAUAUAAACACAAACACAGACACAUUCGCACACUCUGCAUGAAUACGUCAUGUUGAGAUGAUUACAGAACUUCCAGAGAAAUUUGUGAAAUGCACAAAACAAGAAAUGCCUUGUUCUCUGUUACACGGAUUCCCUUUUAAUAUUUUAGUAUUACUCCUCAUUCUGUUUACUUGCCUCUAUUAUAUCUGCUGCUUUUCUAAACGAGAGAGCACAGAGUCAUGUGAAGAUAUCCAUUUGACAGCAAACCACUGAUUUUGGAUUCAGUUUGGAGUCAGCGCUCGUGUCUUUUGCUGCUGCUGUUUGCUGUUUUUAUAUAUUUAGAUAUAUUUAACUCUAUUUUUACUGCGGUUAUAUCCUCAUAUAUUGUGUUUGCAGUUUUACUGUCAAAUAAUAAACAUCUUAUACUGCU
Molecule: messenger RNA, 2707 nt
Organism: Danio rerio (zebrafish)
Lineage: Eukaryota; Metazoa; Chordata; Actinopteri; Cypriniformes; Danionidae
Source: RefSeq, a predicted model, not a curated record